AUGAAUCAAAAAUUAGUCAAUGCUUCGAUUAUGCUCAUUUUAUAGGAUUUAUGUAGGUAUUGCAAAUAGACUAAAAAAAAUCCGAGAGAUUUGAUAAAUUGUUAUGUUCAACCAGGUAAAAAAGGCAUGGAUGUUUAUGGUUUUUUAGAAAUGGUAAAAAAAAUAUUACCUUUUGCUUAAAAUGAAAUGAUUGAAAAAACUUUUUCAUUUAUACAAUAGAGAUUUGAAUAUCAAUAAAUAACUAGUGAAAUUUUUGAAGAAUUGAUGAAAAAAAUUGAAUCUUAAAUGACCAAUUAAGAAUUAUUUUAGCAAAUAAAUUUCAAAACAAAUUGUUAGAAUGUAUCAGAGUAAUAAAAGAAUAUUUAAAUUUCUAAUUAAUCCAUUUAAGUCAAUUAAAUAUAGAAUUAGCAUGAAAAAAAACCAAUAUUUGAUUAAAAUUUUAAACAAUCAGACUAUUCGAAUUACAAUUCUAUACAAUAGCUGAAAUAAAAUAUUUCAAAUUAAGUUGUUUAAAAAUGCAAUAGAUCUGAAAUAGAAUUAAUUAAAACUUUCAGUACAAAAUUAAAUAAUGCUAAUAUUAGUAUUAUUGAUGUUUUUAAUAAAUUUGACAACAAUAAAGAUCAUAUGAUGAAUCAAUUAGAAUUUUAGAAGAUGAUUUAGAUUGUAAUUAAAGAUAUCAAUGAAUAUGAAUUAAAAACACUUACUUAAUGGGUUUUUAAGGAAUAAAACAAAGAAUUAACAACUUUUCAAUUUAAAAAGAUCUGUGAGUUUCAAGAAUAAGUUAUUCCAGUUGUUCCAUAAUCUAAUAUUAUGGAAUCAAACUAUUUUGAAAAUCCUGCUAAUUAGAAAAUACUACAAUCUAAUUAUUAAUUCUAAGAAUUCUAUGUUUCUGAUUACAAUCUUGUAGCUAUGAAAGAAUUUGUUUAGAAAUAUCAAUAAUUAAAAAGUCAAAAUUAAUUAUAUAUUGACCCUGUUUUUCCACCAAAUUAAUAAAGUUUAGGAGCUAGAUUCUAGAACUUUUAAUGGAAAAGAAUACCAGAGUUUAUAUAAAAUCCAAAAUUCUUUGUCAAAGAAAAUACAAUUAACAGAUUUGGUAUAGGUAAAUGGAUAACACCAGAUGAUUUAUAAUAAGGGUAAUUAGGAGAUUGUUAUUUCUUAGCUUCAAUUAGUUCAUUAGGAAAUAGGAGACCUGAUUUAUUAUUAGAAACAUUUGUUACUAGAACUUUCAACCCUCAAGGUCUCUAUGGUGUCAAAUUGUGUAUAGAUGGUGAAUGGAAAGUAAUUGGAAUAGAUGAUUAUAUUCCAACUUACUACAACAAGCCUGCAUUUACAAGAGGGAAAGAUUAAGAAAUAUGGGUUAUGGUUAUAGAAAAGGCUUGGGCUAAAGUAUUUGGUUCUUAUGAAAAUAUUGAAGCUGGAUUUCCUUCAGAAGUCUUAAGAACUUUAACAGGGGCACCAACAAGAAGCUUAUUUACGAAUGAUGAGAAAUUUAUUGAGGAUUUGGAAAGUUGUAUUAAGAAUAGAUGUAUUAUGGUAUGUUCAUCCAAAAAUGAGAAUAAACAAUAAUAUAAACUUAUGGGAUUAAUAUCUGGUCAUGCAUAUACAGUAUUAAAAAUUAAAGAUGUAAAUGCAAAUACAAAAUUGAUAAAACUUAGAAAUCCUUGGGGAAAAGAAGAAUGGAAGGGAGAUUGGUCAAAUCAAAGCUAAAUGUGGACUCCUGAGUAAAAGAUACAAUUUAAAAUAACAAAUAAUAAUGAUGGAGUGUUCUACAUGAGUAUCAAAGAUUUUCUUAAAUAUUUUGAUGACUUAUCUGUUUGUUAUGUGAAAGAAGGAUAUUAAUAUUAGUCUAUAUUAGUUCAAUCAAAUAAUAAGAAAAGUGAAUAUUUUAGUAUCUAAAUUUAAAAGCCUGGAUGUUAUUAUUUUACAAUAAAUUAAAAGAAUGUCAGGUAUUAAAUUAAAAAAAAUAAAUAGAUUUGAGAAUAGCAAUAACUAUUCUCCUACAAAGAUUUUGUUAUUUAAAGGGGAUUGUUUAAUUAAUGGUAAUUUUAAGUGUGAAAGAGAAUGCUGGUUGAGUAGUGAUCUUGAAUAGGGCUUAUAUACACUUGUUAUCAAGACUUAAUGGAAGUUUUCUAAAACGAAUAAAUAUACUUUAUCAUCAUAUGGACCUGCUCAAGUCAACAUUAAUAAGAUAAACAAGAUUCCUAAUUUAUUAUAAUAGGCAUUUCUUUAGUUAGCUAGAAAAAGCAUCAAAAAGAAGGGUUAUUAAAAGCAUCCUGAAAUUAAGUAAGCUUAUGAAUUUCAUCUUAAAUAAGGGUAUCAAUAUCUGUAAAUAAUUAGUUAUGGAUUUUAUUAUGUGGAAAAUUUAAGUGGUAAGAGUUUUGAAAGCAAAGUAAAAUUUUCAUAAAUGGAUGGUUUAAAACUCAGAAAACCUUAUAGAGGAAAUAAUUUAGAGAUUAAAUUAUCAGAGAAUCAAGAGUUCUUAGCUUUAUUAAGUGUUUCUAAUUCUGGUUAUGCUUUUGGAGUUGAAGAAUAGUAUGUCGUAAAAUGA
Messenger RNA from Paramecium pentaurelia, 2548 nucleotides. The record is from the annotation of a GenBank genome assembly. Lineage: Eukaryota; Ciliophora; Oligohymenophorea; Peniculida; Parameciidae.